This is a messenger RNA of Argentina anserina (silverweed cinquefoil), 1307 nucleotides long. RefSeq names its product alpha N-terminal protein methyltransferase 1. Gene Ontology annotation, cellular component: cytoplasm. Gene Ontology annotation, biological process: N-terminal protein amino acid methylation. Gene Ontology annotation, molecular function: methyltransferase activity. The record is from RefSeq and is a predicted model, not a curated record. NCBI's taxonomy places the organism in Eukaryota, Viridiplantae, Streptophyta, Magnoliopsida, Rosales, Rosaceae.
CCUAGUAGCCAUAGAUUCUCAAAGCUCAAACCUUUACUCUUUUUUCUUGCUCAACCACACUCACCAAGUCUCUAACUAUUACAACACGACACGUGGCAAUAAAUUAGAUCGUCUUCCUCCUUAAAAUUUAGGGUUUUAAUGGUUUUAUACACAGAGCAGCUACUACUAACAAAAGGCGUCACCUUUUUCAAAGACUUCACCUUUAUCAAAACCCAGAAGAAGCCAGCUCGGAUUUCAGUAACCCAGAAGAGCCCAGGUGAGAUUUCGAUGGAAAAAGGUGGGCUGGAUUCCGAUGGCCGGGAGUUCAAGACGGCGGAGGAGAUGUGGAGGGAGGAGGUGGGAGACGAGAGCAAGAAGACAGAGUGGUACAGAGAAGGAGUUGGGUACUGGGAAGGUGUGGAGGCUUCGAAUGAUGGAGUGUUGGGUGGGUAUGGGCAUGUGAGUGAGGCUGACAUAAGAGACAGUGAAGCUUUUCUUAACGGGCUUCUCUCUGAGAUUGUUCCCAAUGCUGCUAAUGGCCAACGUCACCUUGUUGCUCUUGAUUGUGGUUCUGGUAUUGGGAGGAUCACAAAGAAUCUUCUCAUAAGAUACUUCAAUGAGGUUGAUCUUCUGGAGCCUGUGUCACAUUUUCUAGAAACAGCUCGCGAGAGUUUGGCUCCUGAAAAUCUGAUGGUUUCUGAUAUGUACAGAGCUGCUAAUUUUUUCUGCGUGCCUCUUCAGGAAUUCACACCAGAAGCAGGAAGAUAUGAUAUCAUAUGGGUUCAGUGGUGUAUUGGGCAUCUCACAGAUGAAGACUUUGUAUCAUUCUUUACAAGAGCAAAGGUUGGACUAAAACCAGGUGGUUUAUUUGUCCUUAAGGAAAAUAUUGCUAGAACGGGAGGAUUCGUGUUAGACAAAGAAGAUCGGAGCAUCACGAGGUCUGAUUCGUACUUUAAGGAGCUCUUCUGCCAGUGUGGACUUCAUCUUUACAAAAUAAAGGAUCAAAAGGGAUGGCCUCAGGAACUGUUUGCAGUGAAAAUGUAUGCGUUAACUACUGAGUUACCUAAGAAGGUCCACCGAACUAGAUCUAAGGUGCAAACCAAUAGACCAGCAAUCAUCAAGUGAGAAAUUCUCUCUUUAACUUGCUAAUUAUAUUUGCCCCGCCAGAUAUUUGCUUCUGAAACUUUUGUAACAUGCCAUAAUUUUUUGCGCAUGCAUGUGCUACCCUAAGUAUGUGAGAACUCAAUUGUAUUCAGCCACAGCGGCAUUUAAUGUGCUUAAUGGUGCACUUAUUUUUUUUUACCUCUUGUAUAUAAGGUGCAUGCUAG